This is a messenger RNA of Sorghum bicolor (sorghum), 3435 nucleotides long. RefSeq names its product U-box domain-containing protein 4. The transcript has 9 exons. Lineage: Eukaryota; Viridiplantae; Streptophyta; Magnoliopsida; Poales; Poaceae. The coding region runs from base 1 to 3051 and encodes 1016 amino acids. The record is from RefSeq and is a predicted model, not a curated record. Gene Ontology annotation, cellular component: nucleus; cytoplasm. Gene Ontology annotation, biological process: protein ubiquitination. Gene Ontology annotation, molecular function: protein binding; ubiquitin-protein transferase activity.
AUGGAGGACAAACCUGCAUCGGGGACGCAGGAAGAUUGGGCAUUGUUCGCCUUUAAUCAAGUGUCGGGUGUCAAUGUAACGCAACGAUCAAAGAUCAUCGUUCAGGGAGCAGGGGCGGUGGAGGUCGGGGACCGGGACACCCCAGUCCCGGUCAGGGACGGGAAGCCCUCCAUCACCUGUGAUGGGUUCAGGGUGAAUGGUGGUAUCGGACAGAGGGUGGUGGAAAUGAAUCAGGGACUGAAUCAGGGACUGUGCACCGAAGCAGGCCCAGCCCGCCUCGCCCCCGACCUGCUGGCUGCUGCCGCCCACCAAACCAGAAGAGAAGAGAACGGCCGAGCCCAACCACUCCACCACCACCACCUCUACCUCGGCGACGAGUCCUCUGACCUCCCCUUCCUCUUCUCGUCUCGUCUCGUCGUCAGCUUCUCCGCCUCCGCCUCCGACACCAGACGAGAGGAGAGAGGGAGGGAGGGAGAAGGAUCCCUCCAACCCGACCCACCACCGCCGUCACCACCGCCGCCCGGAUCUCCUCCGACCCCACCGCCGUCGCCGACACGACUCCAGGUCAGGUCAGGGUUGAUGGAUAACCUCUCUCCAAGCACUCUGCUCAACAGUAUCUCGUGUCUUGGCGCCUUAACAUCUGAUGUCUCUACCGUGAGACCCAAGCCUAUUCAGAAGUAUUGCAAAAAUGUAUAUGAUGUCUCAAGCAUCGUUAAUCCCCUUGUUGAGGAUCUUUGCAAGUCUCCUGAAGAGCAACUCAAUGAGGUCCUAAAAGAUCUUGACACUGCUGUCAAUGAAGCUUCAGGCCUUAUUGGAAACUGGCACCAGACAACCAGCAAAAUAUAUUUCGGUUGGCAAAUCGAGUCAGUAAUAUCAGAUAUUCAGGGAUGUUCCCUUCAAUUGUGUCAGCUGGUCAAUUCGCUCUUGCCUUCUCUGACUGGUCGUGCCUGCACGUGUAUUGAGAAACUCCAGGACAUCAAUUAUGAGCGCAUGUUUGAUCUGAUUAAGGAGGUUGCCGUGGAACUUGCAGAGACAAAUGCAGUGGGUUCUGAGAAUCUGUUGAAACUGUCAAGUUUGUUGAGCUUGUCAACAAACAUGGAAUUAUACAUGGAAUCUGUUUCCCUUGAGAAUCUCAGGACAAGAGCACUACGCAGUGAGAAUCGUGAAGAACUGGAGCUAGCUGAGCAGAUGAUUCCACUGGUCAACUAUAUGCAUGACCAUCUUCUCAGGGAAAAACAACAGCUAAGCAUCAAUGGGGUGCCUAUUCCUGCUGAUUUUUGUUGUCCCCUUUCCUUGGAGCUGAUGUCUGAUCCUGUUAUUGUAGCGUCUGGACAGACCUAUGAGAGGGUUUAUAUCAAGUUAUGGCUUGAUGAGGGUUUUACUAUCUGCCCAAAAACACGCCAAAGACUUGGCCACUCCAAUUUAAUACCUAAUUAUACUGUGAAGGCUCUGAUAGCUAACUGGUGUGAAUCGCAUGACAUUAGGCUUCCUGAUCCUAUGAAAUCAUUGAAGUUGAACUUCCCUUCUGCUGCCUCCUCCCUUCAGGAUUCAAGUGCUGCAGGUGGCAGCCCUCUACAUCCUAGUGUUGUGUCAAGGGCUAAUAUUCCUGGGUCCCCAGAAGCUGAUGUGUAUUUGAGAAACUUGAAUGGAGCAUCUCCUCCCCAUAGUUUGGCCAAUCAGAAUUCUCAUGUGCAUGAGGUCUCGACAAGUCAAACUUCAGAAAAUGCAAAUGGUUCUGCACCAGAUGUUUCAAGGUUAUCUCUUGCAAGUUCGGAAGCAAGAGAGUCUAGUUUGGAAGGAAGGCGUGGUGGUUUGAUUGGACAAAUGUCAGAACAUUCUACGGAGGAAGCAUUUCAAUCUUCUAAUUUGGAUAGGGAUCUGCAGGACAACUUGGCUAGCUCUUCAUUGAAUGGUAGUCUUCCAAAUAGUGGUCAACUUGAUGGGGAAUGUGACAAUGGGGUUACAAGGGUUCCAAGUGAUAGGACAAAUUACAGUAGUGAUGCAUCUGGAGAGGUUACAGAUGGUGGUGGUGCGCCUGUGGCCUCUUCUGUUCCUCAAAGGGAACAUUUAAUCCCUCCAAGAUUGGGUCCUAGAGGACAAUUUAUCAGGCGGCAACCAUCAGAUAGGGGUUUCCCCAGAAUUAUAUCUUCCUCAACGAUGGAUGCACGGAGUGAUCUAUCUGCCAUUGAGAAUCAGGUUCGGAAGCUGAUUGAUGAUUUGAGAAGUGAUUCUAUAGAUGUUCAGAGAUCAGCAGCAUCAGAUCUUCGUUCUCUAGCUAAGCACAACAUGGAGAAUAGGAUUGUCAUUGCAAACUGUGGGGCUGUAAACUUGCUGGUUAGUCUUCUUCAUUCACCAGAUGCCAAAACCCAAGAACAUGCUGUGACUGCUCUUUUGAAUUUGUCGAUCAAUGACAACAACAAAAUUGCUAUUGCAAAUGCUGAUGCUGUCGAUCCUCUCAUUCAUGUCCUUGAGACUGGGAACCCUGAAGCUAAAGAGAAUUCAGCAGCUACUCUUUUCAGUCUCUCGGUUAUUGAAGAAAAUAAAGUGAGGAUUGGGCGAUCUGGUGCCAUCAAGCCUCUAGUAGACUUGCUAGGAAAUGGCACCCCACGAGGAAAGAAAGAUGCAGCUACUGCAUUGUUUAAUCUGUCUAUUCUUCAUGAGAAUAAAGCUCGCAUUGUGCAAGCUGAUGCUGUGAGGCACCUGGUUGAGCUUAUGGAUCCUGCUGCUGGGAUGGUCGACAAAGCUGUGGCUGUGUUGGCAAACCUCGCUACGAUACCAGAAGGAAGGAAUGCAAUUGGGCAGGCACGUGGCAUUCCAGCCCUUGUUGAAGUUGUUGAGCUGGGUUCUGCAAGAGGGAAGGAGAAUGCUGCGGCUGCAUUGCUUCAGCUCUGUACAAACAGCAACAGAUUUUGCAGUAUAGUUCUUCAAGAGGGUGCAGUGCCCCCUCUAGUCGCCCUUUCACAGUCAGGAACACCGCGGGCGAGAGAGAAGGCACAAGCGCUUCUGAGCUACUUCCGCAGCCAAAGACAUGGGAAUUCAGCAAGGAGAUAGCCUUCUGAUUUUUCUUUUGUUGUAGUGUACAUUAAGGGACACCUUUUAUGCCCAUCAUCGCGAUUGAGCUCCUGUUGACUGUUGUUGAUUGGCACUGACAGAUGCGGUGGCUGGAAUUAUGCAGUGUCCUGUGCUCUGUUUAUAGAUUGAGAUUGUUAUGCUCAUCUCAUGUAAGUGUUGUGGGCGGUGAGUGUUGUCUGUUGAGAUGGUAUCUUUUCUUUUUUUUCCGUUUUUGAGGAUUUUUUGUAUAGCUUAUCCAUUGGUAGCAACUUACAUAUAUUUUCACCGAUUUUGCCCUGUAUAUUCUAUUAGCUGUGGCCUGUGGAAUUAUGAUGGUUCGAUGGUUGUACAAGUUAUUAUUUGAUCUGUAGUAGUAGUACCAAA